Molecule: messenger RNA, 1133 nt
Organism: Rhagoletis pomonella (apple maggot)
Lineage: Eukaryota; Metazoa; Arthropoda; Insecta; Diptera; Tephritidae
Exons: 5
Coding region: 181-888 (235 amino acids)
Biological process (GO): vesicle fusion; vesicle-mediated transport; intracellular protein transport
Cellular component (GO): SNARE complex; endomembrane system; membrane
Molecular function (GO): SNARE binding; SNAP receptor activity
Source: RefSeq, a predicted model, not a curated record
AUAAUUUGACACUUCAUUGUCAUAAGUUUGACAAAGAAAGUGAUAAAUAAUUAGAAUUUGUUCUUAUAAUCAAAUAGCUUUGAUAAAGUUAAGUUUAAUCAUUGUUAAACAUUUAUUUUCGAUUUACUUUCAUUAGUCUUCACCUGGUGACUCAUCUGCGUUUUACACAAAUGAAUAAAUAUGUCGCUGCUAGAGGUAGACUCUUGGGCGAGGGAAUGCGAAGCAUGCUUUGCUCUCAAUGAAACAAUACUUUCAAAAAUAAUGCAGCGAGAAAAACGCCAAAAGAAUUCCAGUGAAUACAGUCGUCUCACAUCUGCAAUACAGGGAGAGCUCAAGCAAUUCGAGGGGGAAGUUAAGGAACUUAAACAGAAGCUUGAGCUAUUAGAAGAUGCGCAGUCAAUAGAUUCUGAGGAGAUUGUUCGCAGAAAGCAACAAGUGAACGUACUUCAAACGCAGCUGGCUCAGGUGCAUCGUAAAUUAUCUCAAGACCCGCGUUGGGAGCGUGCAGAACUGUUAGCACAAUCGCCACCUGAUUUUCCAAAUAAAGCAUUGAGUACAACCGAAAAUGCAUUCCAAUCGGAAAAUUUAAGCGAUGUCAAUAUUUUGAAACAACGUCAAAUCGAUAUAUUAGAACGUCAAAAUCGUGGCUUAGAAAUUCUAUCUCAGACAAUAUCACGACAAAGAAGUCUUGCUUCCCAAUUAGGGCAAGAAGUAGAGAGCCAAAAUGAUAUACUUGAUAAUUUGGCGGAUACUAUGGAAAGAGUUGAUGCGCAUGUACAUAUUGCGACAGGCAAUAUCAGCGAAGUAAAUCGAAAAGACAGUACAUGGGGUUACUGGCUAAUAAUAAUUAUUCUGUUCAUUGCCAUUAUUGUAGUAGCACUACUUUAAUGUGACCCAAUCUGUCCAAUCGAAAAAUGUGUAAUCAAAUGAUAAGUUGUUACUAGUGCUCAUAUUGUUUGUAUAACCUAAUAACGUAUGGGCCAUGCGCCAGCAGAAAGUGUGUUAAUUAAAUUUUGUAAAUAGCUUUGAUGAAACAAAAAAUUUAGGAUUAUUUUUACUGCGCCAUGUGUAAAUGCGUUAUAUAUUAUGUGAAAUAAAGAUGUCACAUCGACUGCGAAGCGGUGUCAACUAAA